AUGGAGAAAUCAUAUGUUUAUACCAAAAGGUUUAUAGACAAUGAAGUCAAGAGACUAAACAGACCCUUGAGUCUCGACUCUUCAGAAGCUCCAGGCUUGUCUGAAAAGCAACUACAACAAAUAUUGACUAAAGUAAAUAUAAAGAUUAGAAGACAUAAUAGAAACUUGUUUCCAGCACAGAUUAAUAACCAGAUAGUGCAACAAAUACUCAAAAUCGAACAAGAGAAGCUCAAUGCAGUGAAUGAAAGACUUACCAGAGUUAAAUAUAUUAUGAAGCCGUUGGCUAUUGAUGUAAAAAUAACGAAGCUUGAUGACAUACUAAAGGAACUUCCAGAGUCUAAAUAUUUGUUCGCGAGCGAACAAGAAUUAGAGAACAAAAAUAGAGAGGAAGAAGGGAAUAAUGAAAUAGGUGGGAAUGGGGGGUUAGUGCAAGACGGUGAAGAGAGAGUUGAAUCUCUUUCAGAGCAGAUUGAUCAAGAAUUGAAAGAAAAAUACAAUUUCGGAGAAUUACUAGAACGAUACGAUUCCAUUAGAUCAGGUUUGAUAGAGCUCAAUGAAGAGUUGAUAUAUAAACGCGAGAAGCUAUCUUACUUGUCGACGCUCAAUGAUAAACUAGAUUUUCUGGAAUCUGAAUCUUUAGUAAACGAAAUCAAUAGGUUUAAAGUACUAGUAGAACGACUAUCUUUCAAAAGUAAGAAUAGAAGUCCCCCUUCUCCAUGA
Molecule: messenger RNA, 720 nt
Organism: Priceomyces carsonii
Lineage: Eukaryota; Fungi; Ascomycota; Pichiomycetes; Serinales; Debaryomycetaceae
Exons: 1
Coding region: 1-720 (239 amino acids)
Cellular component (GO): Mis6-Sim4 complex
Source: RefSeq, a predicted model, not a curated record